Molecule: messenger RNA, 501 nt
Organism: Cynoglossus semilaevis (tongue sole)
Lineage: Eukaryota; Metazoa; Chordata; Actinopteri; Pleuronectiformes; Cynoglossidae
Gene: pin4
Product: protein (peptidylprolyl cis/trans isomerase) NIMA-interacting, 4 (parvulin)
Exons: 4
Coding region: 1-390 (129 amino acids)
Biological process (GO): rRNA processing
Molecular function (GO): DNA binding; peptidyl-prolyl cis-trans isomerase activity
Source: RefSeq, a predicted model, not a curated record
AUGCCGCCGAAGGGUAAAGGCGGGAAAGGUGGUAAAGGAGCGGCGGCCGCGGCGGGAAGCGCUGACACUGACAAGAAAGACAAAGCACCGAAGGGAGGAACCGCUGUGAAGGUUCGACAUGUUCUCUGUGAAAAACAUGGAAAAUGCAUGGAAGCCAUGGAGAAACUGAAGGCUGGGGUUCGUUUCAGUGAAGUGGCUUCACAGUUCAGUGAAGACAAAGCACGACAAGGAGGUGAUCUGGGCUGGAUGACACGAGGCUCAAUGGUUGGGCCUUUCCAGGAUGCAGCGUUUGCACUUCCUGUCAGUUCCAUGGACAAACCAGUCUACACAGACCCUCCUGUGAAGACCAAGUUUGGAUACCACAUCAUUAUGGUUGAGGGAAAAAAGUGACAUUGACGUCCUGGCACCUGAGAGGGGACACUUCAGUGACAGUUGAUUUAUUCUGAGGAUUUCUAUCAAAAAGUCAUUCUUUGUGUUAAUAAAUUUUUUUUCUAGAUGAUU